Rotaria sordida is the source of this 831-nucleotide messenger RNA. NCBI's taxonomy places the organism in Eukaryota, Metazoa, Rotifera, Eurotatoria, Philodinida, Philodinidae. The record is from the annotation of a GenBank genome assembly.
AUGGGUGAUACGAAUGGACAAGUGGUAGCUGGUGGCAAUGGCCAAGGAAAUCGAUUGGAUCAAUUGAAUUUUCCAACCGAUAUGUUGAUUGACAAAGAGACGGAUAGUCUCAUUAUUUGUGAUUCGUUGAAUCGACGAGUCGUACGAUGGUCUCGUCGUAGUGGUACAACUCAAGGAGAAAUCCUCAUGGACAACAUCGGUUGUCGAGGAUUGGCUACCGAUGAUCAGAGAUAUCUAUACAUCUCUGACACCGACAAACAUGAAGUAAGACGAUAUCAAAUAGGAGACAAGAAUGGAACUCUUGUAGCUGGUGGCAAUGGCAAAGGUACUGAUCUCAAUCAACUCAACUAUCCAAGGUACCUCUUUGUCGAUCGACAACAGGCUGUUUACGUGUCAGACAAUCAUCGUGUAAUGAAAUGGAAUAAAGGUGCAAAAGAAGGAAUUGUCGUAGCUGGAGGUCAAGGCAAUGGAAAUGCACUGACACAAUUGUCGUAUCUUAAUGGGCUGUUCGUCGACACAUUGGGUACCAUCUAUGUGGCAGACUCGGAGAAUCAUCGAGUGAUGCGUUGGCCAAAAGGAGCGAAACAGGGUACUGUCAUUGUGGGUGGAAAUGGUUACGGAGAAGGAGCAAAUCAGUUCAAGUCUCCCAUUGGUGGAUUUAUUACAACAGAAAAGAAUGAAACAAGAUAUAUUCUUCUUUUGAAUAAAAAUUUAUUUAUAUCGACAUCAAGAUCAACAAUUUGUUAUUCAUGUACAAUGUUUUGGAGAAUUUUAUGUUUAAUGAAUAAUGUUGAUAAAUCCAUGUGUACAAUUAAUUUAACUAAUAAUUAA